Molecule: messenger RNA, 471 nt
Organism: Trypanosoma cruzi
Lineage: Eukaryota; Euglenozoa; Kinetoplastea; Trypanosomatida; Trypanosomatidae
Exons: 1
Coding region: 1-471 (156 amino acids)
Source: RefSeq, a predicted model, not a curated record
AUGCCUCCAAAAAAGAAGGCGACAGAUGCACAGGUGGUAGAUGACAAGAGGCAGCAAUUGGACUGCUUGAGGCGGCAGUGCCAAGCGGUGGAGCAGUUGAUUAUGCUGAGCAACGAGGAGAAGCGCCAAUUGGAACACGAGAAAACUGUUCUAAAGAAGAAACUGGCGGAGUUGCAGGAGCAGUGCGAGACCACAGAAAAAAAAAUGGAGGAUCAGCUUCGCACCAUGCAACAUUUGACUGUAACGUGCGACGAGCAGCUCUGGCACCGGCUCAAGAGCCUUGAGAGUAAAGUGGCGGAUGCGGAGGAAGGCAACGCAGCACUGCGCCUGAAGAUUGAGGAAACAACACGAAACAGGUUGGAGGAGUUGCAACGACUGAAGGACGGUGUUGCGGAACUCCGACAACAACUGGAGUCCAAGGCACUGGCGUGCGGGGUGCAGCUGCGUGAUUUCCUGCUCACGCAGUCCUAG